Conger conger (European conger) is the source of this 756-nucleotide messenger RNA. It is a transcript of the gene ndufb11, whose product is annotated as NADH:ubiquinone oxidoreductase subunit B11. The record is from RefSeq and is a predicted model, not a curated record. The transcript has 3 exons. Lineage: Eukaryota; Metazoa; Chordata; Actinopteri; Anguilliformes; Congridae. Bases 212 to 661 code for a protein of 149 amino acids.
AUUUUAAGGUGGAGACGAAAGCCAGCACACCCUGCGGCUCUCCAGGACCAGGGUUGCCGACCCCUGGUCUAGUCCAUAGAUUAGCACAACAAUAGAAGGCGCUAUGUGGCUUGUCACGAUGAUAGUCUCAGCGUUGAAAUUCACAGAAGAAGACUUUCCAGGUUAGCGUUUGUUUCCGUUUCCGGGUAGUGUGUGUUUUUAGAAGAACGAUAUGGCAGCACGGCUGCUGCGGACUUGGCCCGUAUUGUCCCAGAUUCGCCUGGGUUCUGUGGGCCCGGCACGGUUCGUGUCUCAGACACCGUCUUCGGGUGCUGCUGGCACCACCACUCUAUCAGACCUGCAGCCCGCCCACGUCAAGGACAGCCACGGACAUGCAGAGGUCAGCGUCUACGAGAAGAAUCCAGACUUCCAUGGGUUCUCCGAGGACCCUGUGGCGGACAAAUGGAACAUGCGGUUCGCCUUCUUCUUUGGCAUCUCAGUGGCCAUUGUUAUGGGGGGGACGUUCAUCCACUAUCUACCCGACCCUGGUAUGAGGCAGUGGGCUCGCAGGGAAGCUGAGAAGUUGAUCAAACAUCGAGAGGCAGAAGGCCUUCCCCUCAUCAGUGAAAACUACUAUGACCCCAGCACGAUCACACUUCCAUCUGCUGGAGGAGAGCAGUAACUGCAAGAUUCCAAGUUUAAAGUGUGGUGACUGGAUGAUUUGAUGUCUUUUUGUUGGUAACCUGUUUGUCAUUAAACUAUAAAUAUUGAUUCAAA